This is a messenger RNA of Porites evermanni, 831 nucleotides long. The record is from the annotation of a GenBank genome assembly. Lineage: Eukaryota; Metazoa; Cnidaria; Anthozoa; Scleractinia; Poritidae.
GCGACAGUAACACUGCUCGUCGCUGACGUUUUUCCCUGGCCUUACUGGUGGCCUAUUUUAUACCAUUCCUUGGGCGCGCCACAUCUGCUCGCAAAUGCAGGGGAUCCUACGGCUCUUAUUUGGCCCGCCAGAACACACGGCUUCUCAAAACCAAAAUACAUGCCACUUCCGUGAGACCUGUGGGUCUUCCGAAUCACUAGAACAAAUCCCAAUUGAAUCCUGUCGUGUUUUACAUUUACUUUCAGCAGCACCCGCAGCGUUACACAGUUUGGAAACCUGUCCUUCAAGUGGAAUGCCACAAAUGUCUUGCCCCAAAUGACCUUCAAUACCGUUUUCGUCAGAUGUGUGGGACCCUUAGGAGAAAUGAACACCAUAGUAGUGAUAGCAACCCGGUCAUUGACACCAACCCCUUGGAGUCUCGUUGGCAAGAAACUUGAGACCAAUCUGGCCUGAUCAAAAUACAGCAGAAAGAAGAGUGCUCUGGAGCGAGAAUUCGUGUCCUUCCUCCAUCGCUUAAGCCCACCAAAGUAACUCGAUUGUGUGUCUCCGAGGCACAUUAUUUAUUUCCUUAUCUGGAGAGAUAAGGAUUCAAAGACCCACGUCCGCGGAGAUACUUGUCAGAAUCAAGGUACAACGUCAAAAACACCCACAUCCUGUGGAUGCCCCCGACGCCUAGCUUUUAAAACUGUAGACUCUUACGUAGGACAGCUUAGAGCUAUUCUGCGUGCCCAUUUAGAGACUACAACACUCACCACAACGGGAGAUCCAGUGCCCAAUCCAGCAGCACACCCAGCGGUCAAACGAUAUUUAAAAGGGGUGACAGAGGAACAG